CUCGUGCUUUGUCGGGUACGGUCUCGUCGGCUCCAAAGUGCGCACGUGCCAGUCGAACGGCGCGUGGAGUGGCGCCGCGCCAAUCUGCGUGUUCGGAUGCGAAGCGCCUGUGUUUCCCCGCAAACGGACGCGUAAACACUACGGAGGGGCUGGCCGUGGGUCACACUAUAUAUUACACGUGCGUUGACGGGUACGAGUUGGUCGGCCAGGCGGAAAGGAUCUGCGAGGCCUCGUCCACGUGGAGCGGCACGGCACCAUCGUGUCUUAUAAAAUGUCCCCUCAUUGGCAGUAUCGAGAACGGCAAAGUGGACAUGUCCUGGGGUCGACACGAGGGUUCGCUCGCAUCAUUUGCUUGUAACACAAACUACGCCCUCGUCGGUGACCCCAUUAUCUCGUGCGAGUCUACAGGCGUCUGGGGUGGAAUACAGCCAACCUGCGUGUUUGCGAUGUUUCCGGAUAUAAUUCUGGCGUUUGGUGCUGUCUUAAUUCUACUGAUCAUAGUAGAUAUCUUUGUAGUAGGUAUAUGCCUCUACUACCGCUACUGUCGAUCACCGGGAAAGACGCCGACAGACUCGGGAUUAAAGCAAAAGUACUCGGAUAUAUUUGGAAAGGAUAGGAAGAGUGGAGCUCCACCCAUGGAAAGUUCGAUGCCAGCGGGAAAGACGCCGACAGACUCGGGAUUAAAGCAAAAGUACUCGGAUAUAUUUGGACAGGAUGGUGAGAGUGGAGCUCCACCCAUGGAAAGUUCGAUGCCAGCGAACACCCGGAAGCAGAAGUUCUCUAAGGUGGUGCCAGAGACCGAUGAUCAACACCCACCGCCAACUAAAUCGGAAGAGUCGAACGUGGUGUACAGGUCCACCAUGAAGAUGAGCAACUCGGUGCUCGGGAACCUUUUCUCAAAAGGCAGCAAGUACCAGCGGCCUGAGGAUGAGGGGAGGGCGGCGACGCCGUACAUGGACGGUGAACAGAUGAACGACAAUGGAUACGUCACCGGUGGAAGUCACUCGUUGGAGGUCACGCGUUCGGAUGACUUUGACAAACUAAUUGAAAUCCAAUCUACGCCUGGUUCUGGGGAUAAUCCGAGGGAGAGGCGCAAACUCAAUCUCGACGAUUCGGAAAUAAAGGAAGUCAAGGAGGGAGAUGAUCGCUACUUGUUCCCUAUGCGCGAACCGCCGGCAAAUCUCACAGAGUCGCUCUUUAAGGAAACAGAUCUGCCGCUUCCUUCGGUUAAACGAGCAAAAAGCACUAUGCCAAUAUUCAAGGACAAAUUUUAACAUGAAGGCUUUGCCUGUUGUCGUAACGUUGUGUUAUUUAUUCAGAAUGCUGACGAUUACCUGCUUAUUUACAAAAUAUUGGUGACUCAUAUUUUUGUCGUAGAUUUUUGUAACUCAUUAGUCCGUCGCUUAUUUUAGUAUUUGUGUGAAGAAACAGUAACUGCAACAUUUUUCAGCAUUUUUUGUUAACUUUCUUGAACAUUGCAAUUAUAUAACUUAAAUUAAAUCGGUCGGUCGGUCGGUUGGUCGGUAGCCCAAGCUUGUCCGUGUGAUAACUUAACAAUUACUGGACGUAUUGUCAUCAAAAUUGACAUGAAGGUUGGGCCUGACCAGUAGAUGACCCCUAAUGAUUUAAGAGGUCAAAGGUCAAGGUCAUUGUGACAUUGAAUGAUAAAAGGUCCGAGUGAUUACUCAACAAUGCCUGCACUCAUGGUCCUCAAACUUGACUUGGAGGUUUGGCCGGACCAGUAGAUGAACCUUUUGAUGUUUGGGUCAAAGGUCAAGGUCACAUUGACAUUGAAAUGAAACUCAACAAUUCCUGUACCUAUGGUCCUCUUAUAUAACUUGAUAUGAAGGUUGGGCCUGACCAGUACAUGACCAUGGGUCAAACGUCAAGGUCACAGUGACCUUUGAAAGUAAAAGAAUGUUAAAGCUUGUCCGAGUGAUAACUCAACACUGCCUAGACCUAUGGUCAUCAAACUUAAAUUGGAAGUUAGGCCUGACCUGUAGAUAAAUUAUAUGGGGGUCAUCGGGUCAAAGAUCGCAGUGACCUUGAAUGGUAAAAGGUUUCUGAGUGAUAAAGUGACAAUGCAUGCACCCAUGGCCCUCAAACUUGACUUGGAGGUUGGACCUGACCAGUAGAUGACCCUUAUUGAUUUACGGGGUCAUUGGGUCAAAGGUCAAGGUCACAGUGACCUUGAAUGAUAAGAGGUCCGAGUGAUUACUCAACAUUGCCUGCACCCAUGGCCCUCAAACUUGAGUUGGAGGUUGGGCCUGACCAGUAGAUGACCCCUAUUGUUUUUAGGGUUCAAAGGUAAAGGUAACAUUGACCUUGAAAGCAAACUCGACAAUUCCUGGAACUAUGGUCCUCAAACUUGGUAUGAAGGUUGGACCUGACCAGUGGAUGACCCCUUAUGACUUUAAGGGUCAUUGGGCCAAGGUCAAGGUGACCUUUAACACAAAAAUGUAACAAAUCUUCUCCCAGAGAUAUCUUAAUAAUGCCUGAUUCUAUGAUCAUCAAACUUGACUUGGAAAUUGCGCCUGACCAGUAUAUGGCCCUUAUUGAUUUAAGGAGUAAUCGGGUCAAGGUCACAGUGAUGUGAAUGCGAAAAUGUUGUUUGAGUGAUAACUCGACAAUGCCUGCACCCAUGGCCCUCAAACUUGACUUGGGGUUGCGUCCGAGAUUUAAGGGGUCAAAGGUCAAGGUCACAGCGACAUUGAAUGAAAAGAGCUUAUGGGCCUCAAACUUGACAUUUAGGGUUUUGGUGACUUGCUGAUGAUUUUGAGGUAAUAGAGUUAAACGUCAUGGUCAUAACACACUUUAUCCUCACACUUUGAUUGGUCAUAAUCUUAAAAAUGCCUUAAUGGCAUCCAAUAUCAGUGACAAAAUCAGCUGUCAUUUCGGUCCAAGAAAAGUUCAUUCAAUUGUCCAUAUAAUCCUGACAACAUGGCGCUCGGGGGGGGGGGCAUAAUGUUUGACAAACAUCUCUUGUUUCCUAUUGCUUUUUGUUAGUAUGUACUUGUUUACUCUUUAAACCAUACUACAGUCAAUAUACAUGUU
This is a messenger RNA of Mya arenaria, 3054 nucleotides long. RefSeq lists its product as uncharacterized. The transcript is spliced from 8 exons. Bases 312 to 1274 code for a protein of 320 amino acids. The record is from RefSeq and is a predicted model, not a curated record. NCBI's taxonomy places the organism in Eukaryota, Metazoa, Mollusca, Bivalvia, Myida, Myidae.